Diabrotica virgifera virgifera (western corn rootworm) is the source of this 6453-nucleotide messenger RNA. It is a transcript of the gene Pus10, whose product is annotated as putative tRNA pseudouridine synthase Pus10. Gene Ontology annotation, biological process: tRNA pseudouridine synthesis. Bases 168 to 1631 code for a protein of 487 amino acids. The record is from RefSeq and is a predicted model, not a curated record. Gene Ontology annotation, molecular function: pseudouridine synthase activity; RNA binding. The transcript is spliced from 7 exons. NCBI's taxonomy places the organism in Eukaryota, Metazoa, Arthropoda, Insecta, Coleoptera, Chrysomelidae.
ACAUUUAAAAGAAGAAGAACGAUGAACAUAACCUUAAAUAAAUUCUAGGCGGUUAUCUUAAAAAAAAUAUAUAAACUAAAUUACUAAAUAUUUAAUUCUCAUGCUGUGUUCUGUUCGAAUACGAAACAGCACAAUUCGGGAUCUAAUAAAUUCAAAAAUAAGUUAUAAUGAAAAUUACUAUACCUGACGAUUUGAAACCUUCCAUCAAAAGUUAUCUAGAAGAACUUGAAUGCUGUAAAAAAUGUGUUUUUAGAUAUUUAGGAUACACAUUGUAUGAUGCAGGUGCUAGAGAAGUGUAUGCUGGAGAACAAAAUGUUAAAACUGAAAUCACUGACGAUUCCGAGUCUCAACCCCCAGCUAAAAAAAUAAAAACAAAUCCAUGUAGGGUCUGUUUGGAUACUUUGUGUACAGAAUCAAUGGAAAAUUAUUUAACCACAUUUCCUCCUGACUUUGAAGACUAUAAAAUUCCAAAUGUCCUAACAUUCGUAACGUUUCCCACUUCGAUGACACUCAGGGAACACAGUAUGCUGGUUGCUUUAAGAAACAAAUUUCCGAAUAUAUAUGCAGAUAUAAAUCUAUGUAAUUUGGAAGAUCUAAAGAGAAUUUUUAAAGCAGCAUCGUCAACACUGAUAAGUAAAAAAAUUAACAAAGUUCACCAUCAUGAUGCAGAUUUUGAAGUGAAUAUAAAUAUAAAAUAUGAAGAUGACAAUAAGGAGGCAGCAGAAUUCAAUAAAGCAUAUCCGAAAGCAUCUUCCAGAUUAAAUUUGGCAGGCUGUCUUAGAACAAUGAAAGACGACAAGUUCAAAGAUGUUUUUCCGGUGCCACCCGAAAUUCCAAACAGAUCCCUUUCGGCAGACAUAAAUUAUACGACAAAGCCAGUAUAUUUAGGAGGCAGAUAUUUGAAAUUUUCGCGGGAAAUGGGACAAACACCGUUCUUUGUCAAUGAUGUAGCUAUAUGUGUAUCAAGCGUACAAGAAACUAUAUUUCCUGCAAUAAGUAAAGUAUUGGGGUGUUCGGAGGACCAAAUGGUGUUUUCAGCCAGUGGGCGAGAAGAUAGUGACACGAGGAUGUUAGGCACCGGUAGACCGUUUUAUAUACAGAUUAAACAACCGAAAUUUAAUACUAUAACUACAGAGCAGUGUAGGAUUAUAGAAAAAUUAAUGUUGCAACCAGACGAGAAAGUAGUAGUGGUAGUAGUGAAAAAGCUUAAAGAGGUUUUCCAGCGCGAUUUGAAGCUUGUCAAAGAGGGCGAACAAGAAAAAAGAAAAACCUACUUGGCUCUAUGUAAAACCCUAUCUCCAGAUAUUGACGAAACCAUCGAGCAAAUCAACCUUUUCAAAACACCACGUGUAAUUCAACAGAAAACACCAAUAAGGGUCUUGCACCGAAGAUCACAACUGGUUAGGGAAAGAACCAUCUACGAUUUGAAAGCUACUAAAGUUGAAGGUGAAUCUGACUUAUUUUGCCUAGAGUUAGUAACGCAAGCUGGGACAUACGUAAAGGAGUUCGUACACGGGGAUUUCGACAGAACGGUUCCCAAUUUAAGUUUUUAUACGGGAUAUCUGACAGACGUAGUGGCGUUAGACGUAUUGGGAGUUGAACUGGAAUGGCCACCGGAAGACGACGAAUGAGGCCCUUCGAAUGUGAUCCUCCUCCCAUAAAGAUGUUAAUAGUUUAAAUAUGGUCGAAAAUACCGUGGCAAGACGUCUCGUAACACGACAGUUCGUAACCGCACAAAUAGUAAGGGAAAAUUCGUAACCGCACAAAUAGUAAGGGACAAUUCGUAACGACAACAAUUCGUAACGGUAUAAUUCGUAACGUCAUAAUUGAAUUAUUCUGUUUAUUUUUGUUAACGUGAAAACUAAAUUUUUAUCAUACCAACAUCAAGAUAAACAUUUUUAACUUCAUAUUUCGCGGAAAAUAUAUGUUUAAAAUCGUCUUAAAAUAAGUAUAAUCUAUACCCUGUUUUUAACCUAGAAGGAGGAAACUCAAAAGACAGAUUGACGCCCGAUAAUGUCACUAGUUAAAUAACCAGUUUUAUCUUCUUUUUUGGCUGAUCAUGUCAACUUUCGACGGUAAUCCAUAAAUAUUAUGUUAUACUCAUACGUCCCUAAAGAAUUCUAAAAACAACUGCAGGAAACAUAAAAAAUCGCCGAUAUAACUUAAUUAACCUAUGAAUUUUAAAUGCCAAAUUUCAUAAAUGUCAAUAGUGUCACAAAUUUCAUAAUUUAGUGGAGUAAACUUGCCUGCGCUUGGACCAAUUGAAUCGUUCAUUGUUGAAAGGGGGUACGCACCAUUUUCAACUUUUCGAGCCAUAGUAAAAACCCUUCUCUCUUUCUAUACGCACGUUGUAACAUUAAUGGUAAAUACCAACGCCUCGACGGUGGGCGCCAUUGAAACAUUAACACGUCAAAUGCCAGUGAAACAUGAAUGGAAAAUUAAAAUUUGACACAAUGUUGAUAUGUCAUAUAAGGAUGUGACGUGCUAAACAAUUUGGAGAACAAGUCCACGGUUGCUCAGAAUUGGAUGAGAUACGGGUGGGUUCUUAACAAGAUGUUAUUAAUAUGCCGUUAUUAGCUUAGAAAUAAAAAAAUAUAAAAAUCAAAUUAAGAAUGUCAAAUAAAAAGAAAUAAAAUAUUGGGCGCCACUGGUUACGUUAUGGGAACCAAAAAUAUACAAAAAAUUGAAAUAAUAAAAGAAAGGAUAGCUAAAUCAAAAAUUAGACAAAAACAUAGUCAAUGCAAAAUAUAUAAAAUACUUUAUUAAAUGAAAGCAAAUAUGGCGUGACUUACCUUAUCUAUGUCUUUACUCAGCUGUAGUUACGAAACAAGAGAGAAGGAAAUGACAAAUAAUAAGAUUAUAUUUUGCAAAUCAAACAUUAUUUAUUGAAACAAAAAAUUUAAUCUGUGAUCUCUUACGAUGUUACAAAUACAGAUCUACAGUUACGAUCACUGAAUAGUUUACACCUUAAUUUUUAUAUUGUAAUACUGUAAAAUUGCAGUGUCGUACGGAUUUCAUAAAUGUCAAAGUCAAAAAGUCAAUGCUUGUCAAAAAUUUCGCGAGUGUUGAAACAUAAAAUAACGAUAUAUCAAACUCCUCCAAAAUGAAUUUGAAUGAUGCACAAAGCAAGAGCAAUUGCCAAACUCGAAGAAAGUUGGUUUUUAAGACAAGUUGCUGCAGAUUUAGACGUGAGUCAUAUAUGUGCAUAUGGAAAAUCAAACAAAGAUUGGAUAAUUUUGGAUAGAUAUAAAAUAAAAUCGGUAUUUUCAAACCAGACUUCAUUGUUUUCAUUAUUAAGACCAUAAUCCAUUCCAUUCAAAAAAAAACUUCUUUCUAUACUUUCCAUUUUGUUAAACUUUGUAAAAUAUAUUUUUAUACUAUUUUUAUUUUUUAAUUUUAAAUAACAUAUUCUAGAUACACCACUGUUAACGCCACUUUGACGUAAAAUGUGAGUUUAAACGAGGUAAUAAUUUAAAAAAUCGGCUCCUAGAUACGUAAGCCUGUAAACUUUUCAAUGACCAUAACUGUACCAGAUUACGUGAUUACCAAAAAAAAAGUUUUACAAAGAAAAAAUAAUACCUUGUCACCAUAGUCCUGUUCUUCUUGGUUGUUCUAAGUCCAAGGCACAAUUCACUCACUAAAUGUCACUUUAAUUAGGAAGAGAUACAAUAGAAGUACAUCAGGUUACUCAUAGUUUAUAGAAAAAUUCCAUAGUUCAUAGAAAAAUUCAGCAUUGAAUGUAUUUUUGUUAAUCAAAUCUGCACUACUCGAAAAAACAUUAAAAAUAAUUUGUUUUCUAGUUUAUUAAACGGGAUCACAAAAUACUAAAAUGAAAGCAAACUUCAUGCUUAACUACGAUGUUGAAACUAGUAACACCAAAAAUAUUCUACUCCUUCUGCCUAAUUCGUGGAUCUGACUGCAUGUACAAAAAUGAUACCAAAAGUGGUAUAACAAUAUCGACAUUCGCCUAACAGCAGCGAAAAUACCGGAGUCCACAUCCUCUGUCCGCCAUGUCAUGCCGAGCUGAGCCAAGCUACCAGAGCAUUAGCCAGCCGGGCAAAGACACUUGCAAUAUGAAACUACAUCUUAAACUUCACUAUACUAAACUGGAAACUGACUGCUCAAACUAGACUUCACUUUUUGACGGCUCUAACGUAACUGACUUUCUCGAUCUCCUCAAAACUCAAUCUCCCAGAAUUCAACAACCAAUUAACAGACUUGACACUCAAUCAAUCAAAAUCUUGGCCAAUGGGAAAUUGCAAAUUACGCUCAAGGUGAAGCCCUCGAACGCACACCAAAACAGCUUGGCCAAUCACCAAAAAAAGAUUAACAAGCAGAUCUCAAAAGUUUGUUACACCUACUUUUCCCAUGAAAAAUGCUUAAGUCAGCUCUAUCAACGAUUAUUGACUCGAAAACACUUGAGAAACCCUAUCGCUACUAUGGAACCUAUUAUGUAAACAUUCGGCUCUAGUGGACAGAAUUCAGUCUCAAAAAAACAUUUAAAUUCUUUUGAUAACUCGCCGAAGAUAAACAAAUGAUCUACUUCUGGGCAAACGGAAAACAUAUCAUAGAAGAAUUUAUGACUUUGAUUCCUUUUGGCGGUUUUAAAAUAACGUAAACACUUGAAGAAAUAAAAAUUCAUCAAUUCACGAGAAACACAAGAUCGAUUCAAUACUGUGAGAACGAAAAAAAAAAUCAGAUGAUCUAAUUCCACAUAAUAUACGGUACAAUUCCCGAAACGGAUUCAGCAUACAGGGUAAACCGAUAAUACUAGGGGCGUACUAUAAAUACGUUCUUAACACAAAAAAAUUAAGGGGUGAUAUAUCAAUGACCUUCGUACCGUUACAUUUGGUGUUAAAUGCAGUUUCGCAGUAUAAACUAUGUAUAUCCAUGCAGUGCAUCAGUGUUUGCUUCCUUUCAACACCAAAUGACGCGGAUAAAGAAAGAAGGAAGGGAUUUUACUGUAACUCAAAAAGUAGAAAAUGACGCUUACCCCCUUUCAACAAUAAUCGAUUCAAUCACAAACAAGCAUUACGGCGAGGUAAAUUUUAAUUACUCCUAGUUUAAAAACGAUGUAUAGUAAUGUAAAUUGUAAUAAUUAAUUUUCGAUGGGUUUCGAUAUGUAAAUAUUGAAUGACGUUUAAUAAACGUAAUUUUUUUAUAUCCCGGAUAAUAAUUUUUUUAUUUAUAUUUUAAACAAAUUAUAUUAAAAUAAUAUUUAUAAAAGUAAAUAAACAAUUUUAUUAUUUUUUAUUUAUUAGUUAGAUUUUACUCAAAUUAACUUAUAUUUAUAUAAGUUAAUUUGAGUAUUAGUAUAGUAUUUUUACUACAAAAACGUUAUUGCGUAGGUCAAAAUUUUUGACGUAAGAGAACUGUCAAAACAUUAGAAUGUGACUUUUCAUUAUUGCCAUGUUUAUAAUAAUCAUGGCAAUAAUGAAAAGUCACAAUCUAAUGUUUUGACAGUUCUCUUACGUCAAAAAUUUUGACCUACGUAAUAACGUUUUUGUAGUAAAAAUACUAUAUGUACAUAUUAUGUACUUAGUUUUACACGGUUUGACUUUGACAGUUCUGGGUAUGCUUUAUUUACACGUUAGCAGAUGGCGUUAGGAGUAUAUUGAAAUAUUUUAAAUUAUUAAUGAAACAUAAAUAUUAUUUGAUAUUAAGUUUCAUUAGUAUAUAAAAUAAAUAAGGUGUUUAAAAAUAAUAUUUGAGUAUCGUUUGAUGAAAGGCAUUAUUAAUAACUAACUUUGGUAGAAAUAUAUUUCUUUUGUAUUUACUACUUCAUCAGUAGGUACAUCUUUCGCAAAAUUAACAAAAAUAUUGGUUAGGUACUUUAAGAAAAAUAAUUUAAAGCAGUAACUUUAUAGUUAUUUGGUUUACAUGCAAGGCUUUUAUUAUUUUAAAAAUGUAAUUCUUAAUUAUUUUCAAAGUUUGCUGAUUCUAUAAUUUUUAAAAAAUUUGGUGGAUUGACUGUAUAUGGCAAUUGAUUGCAUGCCCCGUCGCCCGUCGCAUGGCGACGGGUAAAAUUACUAUUAAUGUAAUACCCUAUGAUUAAUUUAAUUGUAGUAAAUACAUUAUUAUAAAACUAUUUUUGUUUGUUUAACUAUUUUUCAGACUUAGUGUUACAACUUUAACGUGAUUAUUCAAAGUAAAUAAUUAAAGAAAUGCUUUAGUUGUCAUAUUAAAAAGAAUAUAUAAGCAAAAAUAUGUGUAAAUUGUAUUUAAAAAGAAAUGGUCUUAAAAUAAGUACCAUUACUUUUACUAUAGGAAAUGCAAAAUCCUUUUUUUUUUUGUAUAAAUUCAGUAAUAAUAAAUUAACUAAAAAAAUUAAAUGUUGGCGUUACGAAUUGACGCGCGGCGUUACGAAUUGUCCGUUACCAUUUGGGGUUUCAAACUGUCGCGUUACAAGAUGUCAUGGAACCCAGAAAUACACAAAUAAAAUCAUUUUAUGAA